AAUUGCAUUUCUUUGCCACGGAAUUGUUUCCCCGCACCCAUACUCAUGUUUCCAGGUGUCUUCGCUGCUGACUGCAACUCGACAUGGAUCAAGUCCGCGGCUGAUGCGGAUGCACUUCGUCGGGAUUGUCCGAUAGUUUACGGUCAUGUUGGAAUUGGUCCAUUCAACGGCACUUCCACUGUUCAUAUCAACCUUGACGGCAUUGAGAUGAUUGGAGGCACACUGGGGGAAUAUCCUUAUUCCCGAGACGAAUAUACCACUCAACCGUAUUAUACACUGUCCAGUUCAACUCUUGGGUCGGUUGAUGCAGUUGAAAUUGGGCACUACGACUCCAAGAUAGUGAAUCUCACACUUCCCAAUCUUGACUACGUGGAUGAUGAUUUCAAGGUCGGACAAUCUGCCUAUCAUCUCACCUCCCUGGACAUAACAAGUUUGGAUACUGCGUCGACAAUCAAGCUCUAUGCUCCGAAUCUCACCACUCUGCAUCACACAAGGCUGCGAAAUGUGUCAUCAUUGAUUGUCUACCCGAUGAAGAUUGACUCGCUGAACAGCUUGACUGAUAAUCCCAUCGCCCUGCAGUACGCCACAUUCGACGGCCCAUUCCCAAACAUCAACAAUAUCACCAUUGGAUUCAAGUCUGUGGAAGACCUGAGAAUCAAUGACAAUUCAUCCGUUGCCAUAGGAGGCUCUUCGACAAAAGAUAUGAAUAUCACACAGCUGAGACUCUCUGGCGGUGUUAUAGAUUUUCAGCGCAGCGCACAACUCGAUUCACUCAAGGUUGAUAGUUUGGAUUUACAAGAACCCAUUUCGAUCACUGACCUAGAGCUACCCUUUGAUAAUCUCCGAUCUCUUAAGAUCCGACAAAAAGAAGAGACCCGUCCUCUGAAGUCUAUCACGCUUCCACCCCAAGCACUGGACUGGACAGGCGGCUUCCACCUCUACAUCGCAUCUGCCCCUGAGCUUAAUUUGACUUCGCUCUACAGUCAAGACAACAGCACCCAGACUUGGUACUGGCCAAGGAAUGUCUCGUACAUUUACAUGACUGAAGUGACUACAUCAAACGCAUUUUUCGAUCCGUUUGUGGCCCAGCAAAAUGCCCCCUUGGAGAGUAAAUAUCCUCCUUCGGUCUUAUCUAGCUUCUCGGUUAUCCCAUCAAUCAACUCGACCGGUUUCAAUUGCACGCCAUUUAAUGAGCUCCUGGAGUCGGGUCGGUUGCCGAAAGCUGGAUAUGCGAUAAACUGCCAAGAUAGGACGAAGCCUACGAGCGGCGCUAUUGAUGUCCACCUACCGAUUUCCUUCCUCGCUGUCAGUGCCGCGUUUGUGGUCUUGAAAUCCAUGCUAUGA
Messenger RNA from Penicillium brevicompactum, 1344 nucleotides. RefSeq lists its product as uncharacterized. The transcript is spliced from 2 exons. The annotation marks the transcript as partial. The record is from RefSeq and is a predicted model, not a curated record. NCBI's taxonomy places the organism in Eukaryota, Fungi, Ascomycota, Eurotiomycetes, Eurotiales, Aspergillaceae.